AUGGCGGACGGCAGACGGGCACAAUCCGCAAAGGAAUAUGAUGCUGCCUCUUUAACCCACGAGUUCGAGCAACUGAUGCGCACCAAACGAUUCAACCGACUCCAGGAACAUGCUCGCUCCCGUACUCAGUCUCCAUCACCAUCACCACUGUCCAGUUCAUCGAUCCCGCCACCUCCCUCUCGUGCGCCACCACCUCCUCCUUCCUCCGGCAUCACUGCCGCUCCAUCCCCCAGCCCGUCUUCAAAGUCAUCGACGACCUCAUCAGCACUUCGCGGCCUACCCAUCAUGCCAUCGCCUCCUCAGGAUCCCAGUUCACUCAAGUUCUUUAAUUUGCUGAAGGGACUAUCCGUCACACCUACCAAGUACGAAAACCCGGGUUUAUUGGAUGAGGCAUUGUGUGUCAUUCCGCUCGAUCGCCUGUAUUCCGAAGCCGAAGAAGAGUCCCAGAUCAUGCAAGCCUCGGCUGCCAGCGUGUCAGGAAAGCCAGAAUGGGGCUACCAAGAUUGUGUGAUCCGAGCAUUGCUAAGGUGGUUCAAGGGAUCUUUCUUCAAAUUCGUCAACAAUCCUCCCUGCUCUAAAUGCCACAUGCCCACGAUCGCCCAAGGCAUGACUCCUCCUAGUCCCGAUGAAACCGCCCGCGGUGCCACCCGAGUUGAAUUGUACCGUUGUUCCGAUAACAGCUGUGCCGCCCACGAACGAUUUCCACGGUACUCCGACGUGUGGCAAUUGCUGCAAUCCCGACGAGGCCGAGUCGGCGAAUGGGCCAAUUGUUUCAGUAUGUUCUGCCGUGCGGUCGGAGCCCGAGUCCGUUGGGUGUGGAACUCCGAAGACUACGUUUGGACCGAAGUGUACUCAGAACAUCAACGACGAUGGGUUCACGUCGAUGCUUGCGAGGGCGCCUGGGAUCAGCCUCGUCUCUAUACAGAGGGGUGGCAACGCAAAAUUUCUUACUGCGUCGCUUUCUCCAUCGAUGGUGCGACUGAUGUCACUCGCCGAUACGUUCGCAACUUCUCCCGACACGGUAGCCCUCGCAAUCGCGCCCCUGAAGAAGUGGUUCUUUGGUCUAUUCACGAGAUUCGCCGGAAGCGCCGUGAGAACAUGUCGAAGACCGAUCAGCGCCGCUUGAUUAAAGAAGAUGAGCGUGAAGAGAAGGAACUUCGUUGCUACAUGGCCUCUGCUCUGGCAGCAGAGAUCAAUAACAUGCUCCCACGCAGCCUCUCUGGUCGCCCUGAGGACCAGAAGCAUCCCGGUGCGCGCCAGGAGGCUUCUACCGAGUGGCUUGCCGCACGAGGACACGGUCACUCUGGCCCUGAUCGUUCGCCCGAAGGACGGUAA
Penicillium soppii is the source of this 1335-nucleotide messenger RNA. RefSeq names its product peptide-N4-(N-acetyl-beta-glucosaminyl)asparagine amidase (gene png1). Gene Ontology annotation, biological process: protein deglycosylation; glycoprotein catabolic process; protein quality control for misfolded or incompletely synthesized proteins. Gene Ontology annotation, cellular component: cytosol; nucleus. Gene Ontology annotation, molecular function: peptide-N4-(N-acetyl-beta-glucosaminyl)asparagine amidase activity. The record is from RefSeq and is a predicted model, not a curated record. NCBI's taxonomy places the organism in Eukaryota, Fungi, Ascomycota, Eurotiomycetes, Eurotiales, Aspergillaceae. The transcript has 2 exons. The coding region runs from base 1 to 1335 and encodes 444 amino acids.